This is a messenger RNA of Aegilops tauschii subsp. strangulata, 1293 nucleotides long. Lineage: Eukaryota; Viridiplantae; Streptophyta; Magnoliopsida; Poales; Poaceae. The record is from RefSeq and is a predicted model, not a curated record.
AUGGGCUGCAUGGGCUGCGUCCGCCACAAGACUCGCCCCGACGGCUCUCUCGAGCGCUACAAGGCCCGUUGGGUGGUGCCCAGCUUUCGCCAGCAUGCCGGCGUGGACUUCACCGACACCUUCGCCCCGGUUGUCAAACCGGGCAUGAUUCGCGCUGUCCUCCAGCUUGCUGUUUCUCGCGCUUGGCCAGUUCACCAGCUCGAUGUGUCUAAUGCUUUUUUGCAUGGCCAUCUCGACGAGCAGGUGUUUUGUCAGCAACCUACUGGUGUCGUCGACACCGACUAUCCGGACCAUGUGUGCUUGCUCUCCCAUUCUCUCUACGGGUUGAAGCAGGCGCCUCAGGCCUGGUACCAGCGGAUUGCAGCCUUCCUUCAGCAGCAGGGGUUCCGGUCCACACGGUCCGAUGCCUCCUUGUUUGUUUGUCACCAGGGUCCCGCCACCAUGUACCUCCUCCUUUAUGUCAAUGACAUCAUCUUGACUGCCUCCUCGCCAGCGCUCCUUCAGCAGAUCACAGCUCGCCUCGGCACUGAGUUCGCCCUCAAGGAUUUGGGGGCUCUCCACUACUUCCUCGGCAUCGAGGUUGUGCGCCGGGCUACUGGCUUCUUCUUGCAUCAGCAGAAGUACGCCUACGAGCUUCUGGAGCGAGAGGGCAUGCUUAACUGCAAGCCUGCUCCUACGCAUGUCGACACGAAGGCUAAGGUGUCCGCCAUCGAGGGAUCUCCGGCGUUCGACGCUCCCUUCUACCGCUCCAUCGUCAGUGCGCUUCAGUACCUCACACUGACACGUCCGGACAUUCAGUACGCUGUCCAGCAGGUGUGCCUUCAUAUGCAUGCUCCUCGUGAUACUUAUUGGGCUCUGGUGAAACGUAUCCCUCGGUACAUACGUGGCACCACAGCUAUGGGUCUCACCCUGACGGCAUCACCUGACACCAGCCUUGUCGCCUACUCCGACGCCGACUGGGCUAGGUGUCCCGAAACUCGACGCUCCACUUCUGGCUACUGCGUCUACCUCGGGCCCUCUCUGAUUUCGUGGUCGUCUAAACGACAACCCACGGUCUCACGAUCGAGUGCCGAGGCCGAGUACAGGGCCGUGGGCAACGCCGUUGCGAAGUGCUCUUGGCUACGACAGCUACUUCAGGAGUUGCUAUGCGAGGUUACUAAGGCGGCGCUUGUUUACUGCGACAACGUCUCCUCGGUGUAUCUCGCCGCCAACCCUGUCCAUCACCGACGGACGAAGCAUAUUGAGCUCGACAUUCACUUCGUUAGGGAGCACGUCGCACUUGGUCGUGUUUGA